AUGCCUAGUCAGCACCCUAAAGAUGAGAAUGGCGUAUUCCAGCCGUGCUCACCGGACCACGUUGGGACUCUGUAUGUCCAUAACGCGAAGAGCAAGUCCUGUGACGAGUGGAAGUUAUUCGCCAACGAAGAACUCAUAGUGGGCAGGAACUCAAGCUCAUGUCAUUUGGUCAUUGACGACCCUAUGGUUUCCAACAUACAUCUUCGUAUCUACUCAAUCAUAUUUGACCAAGAGAACCCUUUACAGGUUGCACCUCUCGUGUAUGUCCAGGACCUAUCCCUCAAUGGAGCCUUCUGGAAUGAACUUAAAAUAGGAAAAGGGAGCGGAGGGUUCCUCUUAAGUGACGGGGAUAUGGUGAAAAUUUGCAGCAACGUCGUGAUAGAGUACAGGGGUGCGAAAGUGCUUCAGACGCCUUUUGACCGAGUCCAGACGCAGGAGAUGAAACACUUCGAUAAGCUGUACGCCAUAACGAACCGUACGUUAGGCUGUGGAGCAUAUGGGCGAGUACACAUGUCCAUUGACAAGAAGAAGAAACGACAGCUGGCGUGCAAAAUAGUAAACCUAGGAGACCUGAAAGCCAGGCUUCGACAGGUUGAGAUGGGAAAAAUUCCUCCAAUAGCUGCUUCGGAAGCACGUAAGACAUCUAAGCGCCUCACAUAUAGGGUACAGGCCAAACUUCGGAUGUACGACCGGGAGGUGGAAAUUUUGCAGAAGCUACGACAUCCCAACAUCAUCAAUAUUGAAAAGGUUUUCAAGACAGAGAAUACUAUGUAUAUAUUCCAAGAUCUUGUCACGGCAGGCGACUUAUUCUCCUUCCUUGAGUUCAAGAACGGAAAGCUUCUAGAUGUGGAGGCAGCUGUGAUAAUCCGACAAGUUGUGAUUGCAUUAGUAUACCUACAUGAUCAGAAUGUUGUCCAUCGGGACUUGAAACCGGAUAACGUGCUAAUGACAUCCUUGUCCAAUGGAGCCCGGGUGAUAUUAACUGACUUUGGGUGUGCUCGGUACCUGAACCCCAAGAAGUCACGUAUGGCCUCCGUGAUGGGAACCCUGGAGUAUACAGCACCAGAGAUGGGUCAAGGGUGCCACAAGCCAACUAAAGGGUAUACUAAAUCUGUUGACCUGUGGUCUCUAGGCUGUCUCACAGUUGUCCUUCUGACAGGUGGUUCACCGUUCAGUGAUCCAGUGACUGGUAAAUAUUGUGGAAAACUCGCCAAACAAUGUAACCUCGGUGUUCUCGAGCAGGAUGAAGACUGGAAGAAUGUAGGUGGCCGUGCAAAACAGUUUGUCCGUGGCCUUCUCGUCCUUGACGACGAGCAGCGAAUGACGGCCGAGGAAGCAUUGAACCAUGAUUGGUUCACCAACAGUGCGCACAGCCAAGCUUUCAACGAGCUCUACCUGCGUGCAAUCCAGGGAUGGGAGCCACGAGACGAAAAAGAGAGGGUUUUAUAUGACCUGCAGUAUGUACAGGGGUCUAUGGGCGAGUACAGCUUCUGGCAAGGUAGGAGUGCAAUUCGGCUUUCUCCAGGAAGCCAGGGGCACAAUCUAAAGAGUACGUCCUCUGAGGAUGAGGUCGGAGAGUCGUCGUACUUCUCUAUCUCGCGCCGGAAUGCUGUUGGAACGGGGUUCGGGCGAAACAUAUCAAUAACGCUCUCAGACCCAGGAAACAAAAAGACCCCUGACAUACUACAUAGUAGCACGGAUACUCCUUUCCCUCACUCUCCACAAGGGUCAACGGCUCAAAAGCGGGAUGGUACAUUAACAGUCCUAAAAAGGGCUAGAGUCCGCUUUGAAGCGACCAGCCAUGAUGAUGCAGCUGACCACCAGGCCAAGCCGCGUAUCAGGAACCCGUUUAGUCCCGAAGCAUGGGACAAGAGUGAUCACGAACCAGUUCAACGGCCGAAAGGAACGCAGUCCAACACGAGUGUGGGUGAUAAUACGGAGCACGAGCAACCAGAGGUCGCAACUGAAGGCGAAUGGGAUCUUAAUGUGGCAGGAAAUGUCAGAGACCCCUCACCGGUCACAAAACGAAAACGGAAAGAUGCUAUCGCUCCUAGGUUGGAGACGGCUACUGCCCUUCAUACCCAUAGGGUUCAUUUCAAUGGUGUACGCUCUUGGCCAAAGCGCAACACCAAUGGUGAUAGAUCCCUUUUGGAGGAGGACGAGGUGUUUGAAGAGGUACUUGACCCUCUGACUGGGAAGUGUCGUGCAGUCAGAUAUGGUGAGCAUUAG
Molecule: messenger RNA, 2229 nt
Organism: Nannizzia gypsea CBS 118893
Lineage: Eukaryota; Fungi; Ascomycota; Eurotiomycetes; Onygenales; Arthrodermataceae
Product: CAMK protein kinase
Exons: 6
Coding region: 1-2229 (742 amino acids)
Biological process (GO): protein phosphorylation; meiotic recombination checkpoint signaling
Cellular component (GO): cytoplasm; nucleus
Molecular function (GO): ATP binding; protein serine/threonine kinase activity; protein binding
Source: RefSeq, a predicted model, not a curated record